UUCAAAUAUGAAACUCAGACGGAGAGCUAUUUUAGUUAUGCUUGAGAACAGCACGUUUGUGUAGGCAGAUCCAGGUAGUUUGAUUCCAAAAGAAUUUCAGGUUAAAGUCCCAGAGUGUUUUCCAUUAACUUUGGACGUCAAGGACACUGAGCAACCAGAAACUUAUUUCGACAGUCAAGGUAAUCAUGGCACUGUCUUUGUCCUCCCCGUGUGGAUACCCCUACGAUGAGGACGAAGACUUAGCUGUGUUUGAGUCCACGGCAGCAGAGUUCGGAGGUCCGGCCAGACCUCGCUUACCAGAGAUCUCGGUCAUUUCUCCAGGCCUGAGCAGUCAUCCAUCUGUUAGAGAAUCGAAACUAGCAGUGAAACCAGCUGCAGGGAGAAAAGGGAGCUGCGAUGACAGUAGCACAGAGAGGGUGAAGGUUUUUCUGCGUAUUCGUCCACUUUCUGACACUGAGCAAGACAAGGGCGAAGAGCAGGGUUGUGUGGCUGUCCAAGAUGAGGAGACUCUGCUGCUUAAAGCUCCAAAAGAAUCUCAGAACAUAAAGACUGCAGAGAAAGGCAUCACCCAAAGUAUGCACAAGUUCAGUUUCUCAAAGAUUUUCGGCCCAGAGACCACGCAGCAGCAGUUUUAUGAGAACACGAUGAAGAAGAUGGUGCAAGAUGUGCUUCAAGGAGAAAACAGACUCCUCUAUACUUAUGGUGUUACAAACUCUGGAAAGACGUACACCAUUCAGGGCAGUGGUCGAGAGGCUGGCCUGCUGCCUCGGGCUUUGGCGUCCCUGUUCAGGAAACUGCAGGGUCGUCUCUAUGGUGCCAUGAACCUCAAACCUGUCAUGUUUCAGGAUGUAAGGCAGCUUGACUCUGCUGAGGUCAGGGCAGAGGAAAUCCGCAGAAAUUCUCUUCUUAAAGAGGAUGAGAAUCAAAACUCUCGUCGAGGUGGCACUACGACUAUCUGGGACAGCGGCAUUGGAGGAUUAUCCUCUACGUGUAACAUUCCCACCCAGCUUGAAGACACUGACAGUGUUUGUCUGGAGCCUGACAGCCUCUCAAACAGUGGAGGAGAUGAUCUGCAGGAAGGGGUACAGUUUUCUAUCUGGGUGUCCUUCUAUGAAAUCUACAACGAGUUCCUGUACGACCUGCUGGAUGCUUCGCCCUCCCUGCAGCCCAGAAAGAGAGCCACGCUGCGCCUCAGUGACGACAAGCACGGCAACCCCUAUGUGAAAGACCUCACCUGGGUCCAGGUCCGCAGUGCAGAGGAAGCCUGGAGGAUUUUGAGGGCUGGACGUCGUAACCAGAGCUUUGCAAGCACUCACCUCAACCACAACUCAAGCCGCAGCCAUAGCAUUUUCUCCAUCCGUGUUGUGCAUGUUCGCCAAGAAGCAGAUACCGGCAUGGCCACGAACACCAGCGAACUGACUGUGUGUGAUCUGGCGGGGUCUGAACGUUGUAAAGAGCAGCGUAAUGGUGAGAGGAUGAAGGAGGCCAACAACAUCAACACCUCUCUGCUAACACUGGGGCGCUGUAUCGCUGCACUAAGACACAACCAGAACAACAAGUCGCGGCCUCCCCAGGUGGUGCCCUUCAGGGACAGUAAACUGACCCGAGUCCUGCAGGGCUUCUUCUGUGGCCGAGGAACCUCCAGCAUGGUGGUGAACAUCAACCCAUGUGCCUCCGUCUAUGACGAGACACUCCAAGCUCUGAAAUUCUCAGCCAUUGCAUCACAGCUGGUCCACGGUCCGUCCACAAAGACCAGAGUGGCCUAUAUCCUGUCCCUGCUGCGUGAGCCUACAGCCCAGGGUAAUGAGAGCACGGUAUUGGAAGAGGACGAGGAUGAGAGUGAUGUUGAAGAUGGAGAUGUCACCAUGUCGAACACUGAGGCUCUGCUGCAGGCUAUAGAUGUCCUGAAGUGGGAAGUUCGGCGCCAACGGGAGGAGAAAGAGGCUCUUGAGGCAAAUGUGAGAGAGCAGGUGGUGUCUGAGAUGAUGGAGGUCGUCAACAGAAUGCAGGAUGAUUUCAGAGAGACCCUGGAGACAGAAAAGGCUAUAAUCGAAGAGAGAUAUGAGGAGAAAAUAUCAAUCAUUCAAAAACAUCUGAAGAAAUUCUACACCCAGGAGCUGAAGGAGAGAGAUCAGGAGAUAGAAGCUUUAUCUGCUGAUCUUGAGAAGAAGUGUCAGACCGAGUCAGUACAUGUGUUGGUGCCACAGAUGGACUCUGAGGGGCUGCGGCGAUCUCAGCGCAUAAAUGCCAAUAGUGAAGUCAGCCGGCUCCAUGCUGAACUCGACCAGUGUCGUGCUGAGCUGAUCUCAAAGACUCAAGAGCUCAUUAAGCUGAAGAUGCAGCUGGAAGUUCCAGGUUCAACGGGCACCCUGACCUCUGCCGCUGAUCGCAAACUAGAGGAGGGACAACGGAAUCUACGGCAGCUGCGCCUGGAUCUGCAGAGACUCGGGACGGAUCUGCAGUCUGGAGAACGAGCCUGCUGUCGGAACACAGGAGGAGAGAGGCUGCGCCAGGCGUUGACAGCUGCAGAUGAGACCCUCGUCAAACAGGACCAGAUCCUAGUGGAGCUCCAGAAUGGCCUGAUGCUCGUAAAAGCCGACUUAAGGCGAAAAGCACAGACCCUCGCCCAGACACAGGCCCCUGUCCGGCCCCAGAUGCCCCCCUUGGGUUCUGCCCCCUCCACCACCACUGGUUCCUGUAAGAAGAGGGGCUGUGCAGCUGCUGGAUCGAGCGACAACGAGAACCGACCUCCACAGAAACGGCAGUUUUUCCAGUCUCUGUUCCCGACGUGUACCCCAACGCGUAAAUACAACACUCGGGCGUGUCAGGGGGCAAACACUCCCUACUCACAGAUCCUGAGGUCUCGUCAGCCUUCUCCCCCUCCCAGCCCUCUCCUCACCCCUCGCAGUGUCAGAGGGAAGUACUGAACACUAUGAAGCCUCAUUGGGAGUCUGCGCCUUUUAUAUUAUGCAAAAAAAAGUUAUAACUGCCAAGAUGCUGAGGUUUUUAUAUACGUUUUGUAGUUAAUCACCUCUUGUGGCUCAGUUAGCUCACUGUUGUCAUGCCAAAUACAGAUAAGAUUUUCAUGCAUGAGAAAUGAAUGCUUUAAACAGGGUUGGAGUUUGCUAGUAGUGCUUUCAGCUGCUCACUGGUUAACGGUUGGUCAGUGUCAGUUAAAAAUAGUGUGUGCGUGAAUUAACCUUGUCUGCUACUGCCUUUGCUGUACGUUUUAUUUGUGUUUUCUUGAUGUUUCUGUAAAGGUUGGGAGUUAUCUUUAUUUUUACUGCGGAAAACAAAUGCAUUUUACUUUUUUCACUGUAAAUAUUUGAGGUCUGUUGUGGUUUCAUGCUUGAUUCAACAUUAAACAAAAAGCUGACAGCU
Cheilinus undulatus (humphead wrasse) is the source of this 3381-nucleotide messenger RNA. RefSeq names its product kinesin family member 20A (gene kif20a). The transcript has 19 exons. Bases 186 to 2927 code for a protein of 913 amino acids. Lineage: Eukaryota; Metazoa; Chordata; Actinopteri; Labriformes; Labridae. Gene Ontology annotation, cellular component: spindle microtubule; nucleus. Gene Ontology annotation, molecular function: microtubule binding; ATP binding; plus-end-directed microtubule motor activity. The record is from RefSeq and is a predicted model, not a curated record. Gene Ontology annotation, biological process: mitotic spindle assembly; microtubule-based movement.